Drosophila ananassae is the source of this 1676-nucleotide messenger RNA. RefSeq lists its product as uncharacterized. The record is from RefSeq and is a predicted model, not a curated record. The coding region runs from base 393 to 1622 and encodes 409 amino acids. The transcript is spliced from 3 exons. Lineage: Eukaryota; Metazoa; Arthropoda; Insecta; Diptera; Drosophilidae.
AAAAUUAUUUAUGUACGAAAAAAUAAAAUUUUUUUUAUUCUCAAUAUUUUAACUGUAAUCUAAUAUAUAAAAUUCUCGUGUCACAGUUUUCGUUACCAUACUCCUCCGAAACGGCUUGACCGAUUUUGAUAAAAUUUUUUGUGCUUAUCCGGUAUCUAUGAGAAUCGGCCAACAUCUAUUUUUCAUCCCCCUAAAUGUUAGGGGUAGUCCACCCCUAAAUUUUUAUUUUUAUUUUUUAGACAAAAUUUUUAAUUUCUCUUGUUUUAUGAUACAACAUACAAAAAUACAUACAAUCCUAAAUUUUCACCCUUCUACGAUCAACCGGGAAUGAUUGCCGGGAAAAUCCAUAAACAGCAUUUUUCUAUUUCCCAUACAAACGUUUUUUAAACAAAAUGGAGACUACAAUAAUAGUAGGCGCCGGAAAUUUUCUCAAUUUGAUUAAUUACAAUUUACGAUGCCGAGGAGAAGACUUAGGUCGUCGUAGUCAAUUAAAUGUGCGAAGAGCUACCUCACGUGCUAGCCGCACUGAUGACCAGAGACAGACAGAAGAAAAUAGUCGUAUUGCUAUGUCAGAACUGCGUUCUUUAGUGAGUGACAAUGUAGGAGAUAAGCUUAGAAUGCAACGAGUUCGUGUACAUCAAACACAACAACAGCAAGCUAGACAUAAUGAAAAUGAGCGAAUCCGCAGACGCAGUGCUUCUGUGAUUCUUGAACGAGCUGCAUUCCACUAUGAUCCGGCAAUUGAUUAUUGUGCCGACAAAACAGUUACAAUUGCGGAAAUGAAAACACUUUGUAAAUAUUGUAAGGCGUUAAAGUACACUGGUAAAUCUACUGGAUUAUGUUGCGCUGAAGGCAAAGUAAAAUUGCCACAAUUGGUCCCACCACCAGAUCCUUUACGCUCCUUAGUUUCUGGGAUUGGAAAUGAUUCGAAGCACUUUUUGACCAACAUUCAGAAAUAUAACAACUGUGUUCAGAUGCCAUCAUUUGGUGCUACACAUAUUAUACAAGCCAAUUUCAUGCCCACUUUUAAGAAUCAAGGACAAUUUUAUCACUUACUGGGAACUCUGUUACCACUACCUGAUGCAGAUCAUCAAUUUUUACAAAUUUAUUUUAUGGGCAAUUCAGAUGCGGAAAUUAAUAUUCGUUGUGCUCACAAACCAACAGUAAAGAGAACCAUUGUCCAACAAUUACAAAUUUUUCUUCAUCAGAAUAACAAUUUAGUAAACAUGAUCAAAAUAGCAUUGGAUCGGAUGCCAUCUGAUAGCCAUAAUACUGGAAGACUGGCUGUGAAAAGACUGAUGAAUAACGUCAUUGAGACAACAAUCAUAAAAGGAAAAUACAAAGGAGAGGAUGUCUUGAUCCCGCGGAUACCAAUGAUUCCAACGGACACACCAUUCGAUUUUAAACGCUUACAAUUUCCGGUACGUCUGGAUUUUGCGAUGACUAUAAAUAAAUCGGAAGGACAAUCGUUAGAAGUUUGUGGAAUCAACUUGGAGUUUCCCUAUUUCGCGCAUGGACAAUUAGACGUCUCGUGUUCGGGCGUCGGAAAACCGUCUUCUUUGUUUAUUUACGCACCACAAAAUAAAACAAAAAAUAUAGUUUAUGAGAAAGCUUUUAAUUAAUUAACACACUGUAUUUUAACAGUGUGUGUCUGUGAAUAUCAAAUUUAAAUUUUA